UAUCCACUCCACUGCUGGAUAUAGGCCUCUCUCAUACAUUUUUUUUUUUCUAUAAAAAAGUAACUUAUAACUUACUUUGAACAUGUUGACCCGCAAAGCUGUUGCACAAAGUGCUGAAUUGAAACUAAAACAGGCAUUGGAAGAACUUAAACAAACCAAGGAGACAUGUAGUCAACUCUUACGUGAACGUGAUGAGAAUGAGGAGGAAACUAAAAACGUAAUUGAUCGUAACACUUGUCUGAAGACCGAGCUAUCGCAACUACAUGCACAAUAUUUGGAGGUACUAAAUCAAAAAGAGUUGCUUCAAAUUACAGUCAGCAGCAUUGAUGAGCAACUUAAUACACAUGAGCGGGCCCUUAACCGCAUCACAGAUUUGGAACGUGAAUUGAUUGUUGCCAACAAGAGGAUAUCUCAACUCCUUGAGCAACAAAAAUUGCAGGAGCCAGAGCAUGCUCAAAGUCUUUUCGAUGAACUGUUGCUAUCACCUGGAGUACAGUCAGAAAAACAAAUACAAACCACCUGUCACAAUAAUACUGCUAGGCCCUUAAAUUUGGGUUCUAAUAAGUUAAAGAAAUAUGUCAAAAGUCCUAGUCAUUCACCGGACUGCAUUGAUUCUUUACAAAAGUGUUACAGCAAACAGACCGUUAAGACUCAGUAUAAGACAAUAAUGUUUUCAGAUAAGCUAGUGUGUAUAAACGACAAACAGCUGUUCAUGGUGGGUCUGUGA
Hyposmocoma kahamanoa is the source of this 727-nucleotide messenger RNA. RefSeq lists its product as uncharacterized. The transcript is spliced from 3 exons. The coding region runs from base 83 to 727 and encodes 214 amino acids. Lineage: Eukaryota; Metazoa; Arthropoda; Insecta; Lepidoptera; Cosmopterigidae. The record is from RefSeq and is a predicted model, not a curated record.